Sinocyclocheilus anshuiensis is the source of this 499-nucleotide messenger RNA. RefSeq names its product general transcription factor II-I repeat domain-containing protein 1-like. The annotation marks the transcript as partial. The record is from RefSeq and is a predicted model, not a curated record. Gene Ontology annotation, molecular function: DNA-binding transcription factor activity. Lineage: Eukaryota; Metazoa; Chordata; Actinopteri; Cypriniformes; Cyprinidae. The transcript is spliced from 4 exons. Gene Ontology annotation, cellular component: nucleus.
CCAUGUAAAAUCUGUCUACUAUGAUUGAUUUAGCUAGCAUAAAAAGUUACGUUAAUGUUGAAUCUGUCAGUAAACUUGUCUUAUCGCUGUCCAACAGAAGAAGAUGAGGCCAACCGGAUGGGAGAGAAAGUGAUAUUAAGGGAACAAGUUAAAGAGCUCUUCAAUAAAAAAUAUGGUGAAGCUUUGGGUCUGGAGUGCUCAGUCAUUGUUCCAUACAAGUUAAUCCGUGCCAAUCCAGGCUCACUGGAAGUGUGUGGACUUCCGGAUGAUAUUCCCUUCAGGAAUCCUAAUACUUAUGACAUAGUUAGGUUGGAAAAAAUCCUGCAAGCCCAAGAUGAAAUUACUUUCAAUAUCAAAACCCCUCUACAGCCUUUCACAGAGUUAUGUACUCAAUCUUGUAAUAAAGAAGGUAAAGAAGUGUCUACAAAUCGACGCAAACGUAAACGAGUACUUGACAACAGUCAAGCAUCCAUGCCCACUGGAGCAGACUCAACACUAU